GCUGCAUCGUACCCUGGUCGUAUCUUUUCUUCGCCUCUGCGCUCGAGCCGCGCCCUCCAAGACAGUAGCCCACUCUCUCCCUCAUCGCCCGCCCGAUCCCUCAGUCCCAGUGUUCAGCGUCCACCGCAGAUCCCACCUACCUGCCUACUUUGGGCCGCUCGAGACUCAACACCUUCUGUAGGCUCGCCAGCUUUUCCUUGGCCUACAAUCCACCAAAAUUGUCUCCCUCCUCUAUCAAUCACCUCCUUUCACCUCACCUCCUCUACCUCCCGCACCCUUUCCUAUUCUCUAGGCAUCUGCCGGCCUAGUUGUCACGACAUCCCAAAGGAAGAGUGGGAUUUGGAACAAUCAAGAGGGAAUUGGCAGUCCUCAGUGGUCGGUCCCCGAUUAGCGAGCAUUCCCGGAUCUGCGUGGGAUCAUUUCUCAGCAACAAAGGAAAUCUCGGAAACAAAAAGAGCAUAAUAAUUGACACCAGGGAGCGUAACCUGUUGUCUCACCCAUCUACGAAUACACUCACGGUUGCCGGUCCUUGGGUGCCAGCACCGCCGAAGUUGGACUGAUCGCUGUACGGUUGAUCUUUGAUCCCGUGGCGUGACUUCGACUCGACUUCUGCACCCUGCACACGUACACGCAACAGCCACAAACACCACGACAGGCUGCAUCCGGCAGUAGACUUUUUGACCCUCUGCACUUGGCAGCUUCAUUGCUGCUUCCUCCCACCCUGUAAGUACCUUCCUGUUCAUAUCCGAAGCCCUGGCUUCUAUCCAAUUUCGCACGAGCUUCAAACGAGCUGGCACAUUGGUACAAUCAAGUCGAGGCGUGGCUGCGCUUUGGCAACAUUUGACGAUCGUUGCUACACCUUUAUGUCUUCCAUCCGCCGUUUCUCCGCCUACAACGCUCCUACCACGAAACUAUCUUUAUUGUUCAUCAUGCUUUGACCGCCUACUGACAACUCACUGUCUAUAACAGACGUCCGUCCCCCGCAAUCGGUAUUCAGCCUCCUCGGGCUGCUCUUGAUGAGCCUCGUAGCCUGCUCAAUUUUGCAGCUCCCGGUUAGGGGUUGAUACACCUCGCAGUCGACCGAAUGCCUUACACACCUCCUUCCCACCAGUCCCCGGCUUCCUCAAAACAGUCCAGUCCUACCCCGAGCAGGUCUCAUUCAUACAUUAAAGGACAAUUUCUCUCUCCGGAGCUGCCGGCUGCCUCCGGACGACCAAACCUUCCUCGAUCCAACGGGUCAUCAUCAUAUCUCACAAAGCAUCGAAGGAGUCCCUCACUGAACGAAGCAAACAACGAUGUUCUGUACAAUGGCGAAGCAUAUCAAGAGAAUGGAAUCAUAGAUCCCUAUGGAAGCAUCCGCCAAUCGCCUCCUCCCGCAAGUAAUUCACUGAUACCAGCCGGGAUGACUAUCUCACCUCCCGAUUCCUCUCAUAACUCGAGUGAUGAUGAAGAGCUCGAAUCACGAGGACGUUCGAGGGAUUUGGAACUGGACAACCUGGAAGCAUUGCAAGCGGCUAUCAGGUCAAUAGAACAAAGAAAAACGGGCUCACCUACACGGCGUCAGAAGAAUGACAAGCCAGAGCCUGCUGCUUCUCAGUCUGACGGACAAAGUUUGUCACAGAACUCAGCUGUUCAACGCCCACCUUUAUCACAAGAGGCGAGGAAGAUUUCUCAUUCUCGAUCAUCGACAGAUUCAAACAUUGUCUUCGAGCCUGUCAAACCAUCCACUCCACCAACCAUCUCUCAACCAGACUCCGAUGAAAGUGACAGUGACGGUCCCUCAAACGAUCGUCCACCGAUGGUGCGAAAAAAGUCUGGCGAACUGGUUCGUCCAGCUUUACGACCAUCAUCAAGACGGCGGCCUUCAAGCAUGCCAGGGACGCCAACAUACUCCAAGGCUGUCCACUUUGACUCCCACCUCGAACACGUUCGACAUUUCCUUCAAGUCGAUCGACCACUCGCUGUCAGUGCCGGGUCUUCGCCAGUCGAGACCUAUGAGAGCGAGACAGAAUUUCCUUUUGGCUCGGAUGAGGCUAGUGCCCGACCUCGUGCCAAUGCAUAUGAGUGGGAUCUUCGGUUGCGAAACUUCGAUGAGAACAGCCCCGCGAGGAAAUCGCAAGUCGUCUUCGUCGAGCGGAUAUUCUUAUCAUCUGAUAACAAGAAUCUGAUUGGCACCGUCGCUGUUCAGAAUCUAGCUUUCCACAAGCAGGUUGUCGCUCGAUUCACCUUCGACUAUUGGAAAACCACUUCUGAGGUUGUGGCUGAUUUCAACCAGGACGUUCGUCGGAAGCCCAACAAUGACGGCCUCGACCGCUUCAACUUCAGCAUAAGGUUGAUAGAUCAGGCCAACCUUGAGAAUCGGACACUGUUCUUCUGUGUUCGUUACACUGUUAAUGGUCAAGAAUUCUGGGACAACAACUUGUCGCUCAACUAUCAGGUCGACUUUGCAAAGAAGUCCAAGGUCCAGCACAGCUUGCCCGGGCUAGGAGCCAGACCUAUAACUGCACUGCCACGGACACGACAAUCUCCACCUACCUCGUCUGGACGACCAAAAGGCUUACCGUCUUCAUUUGAUGACUUCACGACUGGUUUCGAUAACUUUGGUUACCAAUCAGCAGGUGCACUCAUGGGUGAACCCAAGCUCAAGCUGAGGAGUCCGCGAUCGAAAGGCGACCUGAUUUCCGAUGCCCCAUCUCGCCGCAAGGCAAGUAAUGGACAGGCAUUUGGGAACAGGUACGACUUCAACUCGUCGCUGAGCGCUGCCAAAAACUCCGCCUUUGCUGCCUUGGGUGACUUUUCCGGCUUGACGACUUCGAGGGUAGAUACAAAGCGGUCUUCUUCCCACGAAGUUCCUGCGAGCACUCCUACGAAGAGCGUUGCCAUCGCUCCACCCAAGCAUGACACUGGCGUCAGUGGUUCAGUCGACGGAGCUUCUCCCAAUGCUCCGGCGGUUGCUCCUAUGACAUCCAAGCCGGCUGCUCUGGUGUCAGAGAAACCUUCCCUUACCUCUGAAUCCUAUCAGGAUCUUGCGAUGAAGGAACUCGUGGAGAAGAAAUUCUGUUUUUUUGGAACAGCCGGAACAAAUAAACAGGGUGAAGCCCUCAAAGCUGCUACCAUGAAUGUGGUUGAUGGAGCUGCCGACUAUUUGUCUGUGUCGGAUUUGAGUGCUGAUGGAAGUUCUCGAUCCGCGGAUUCGUCUGGUUCCUCUACUCCUGCACCACCUCGAAGUUCAUCACCUGCUCUGUCAGUCAAAGCGACCGGCUCUUAUUUUGUUCGGUCGCCUUCGCAAGCACCAUUUUAUGGCUCUCGAUCUCAAUCGCCAGUUUCUUUCGGAUAUCCAUUUCACUCUUCUUCUCAACAUACCUUGAUGAGUGAAACGCCGACACCAACGGCAAUUCGAGGCUGAUAGUGGCUUUCGUUAGCUUCAGAGCUUUCCACCAUCUUGCUUGCAUACCGUUCUGUGGAGCAAUGUCGCCCCAUAUGUAAACAGUUCUCGACGAGCUCUCCACCACUCCAGGAGACGGUUCUUUGCGGGCACUCGAAUUCGCAUGGAGCGGGCAUGCAGCUCGAAUUCAAGCGUGCACAAAUUUGUGAUUUUGUCUGAUGUUCUUUUAGCGCCCAGACAAUCGUUUUUUACCUUAUCUUCCAGCAUUGUCAGGAUUCGACGGCAAUCUCUUUCUCUCCCAGCGGCGUCCUGGCAUGAUAUUAUUUCUACAUUGUUAAUAGAUGCAGUUCUUGAUUUUCAGUCACAGAUCGGCCAAAAACGUCGACGGCAGGAAUCUGAAAGAAUCAGAUUCCGAGGACAGGGUUUAGAACGGUACCAGCGAUCAAUCAUAAUGAUGAUGAUGUUGUUGGGCCGUACAUAAAAAGUUUUUGGAGGGUAGCGGACUUCUUCUUUUAAUUGCUUUUUCGGACAGGAACGAUUUGAUGAUGUGUCCCCAAGUUCCGACGUCAGCGAUCAAGUUUUUUCAGCCUUUUCAGAAUUUUUGGAGUUAUUCUGGUGACGGUCUUCUCUCUCCUCCGAAUUCGUUGCUCUGGUUGCAUGGUGGCUUGUGCAGAAGGCCGCACUGGCAUUAUGGCCUGGCAACUUCGCAUGAUGCAAAUUGCGGACAUGAGGAAAUUGAUUGGACGAAUUGAUACAUGACCGAGUUGAUGGGAUGAUGGUGGUAUGUCUCUUCUUGACCGAUGAGCAGUGGGUGGAAAUCUUUGCGGCCUUGCUUGUGAAGGAGGGUUGUUGAGGUUAGCCUUUGGGAUGUGGUUGUGCGUAGUACCCCUUGGUCUCGACAACUACUCUUUCUCUCUUUAUUCUUGAUGAGCCAUAGAAUUGCCAUUCAACAUUUUGA
This is a messenger RNA of Exophiala oligosperma, 4343 nucleotides long. RefSeq lists its product as uncharacterized. The transcript has 2 exons. The record is from RefSeq and is a predicted model, not a curated record. Gene Ontology annotation, biological process: regulation of glycogen biosynthetic process. Lineage: Eukaryota; Fungi; Ascomycota; Eurotiomycetes; Chaetothyriales; Herpotrichiellaceae. Gene Ontology annotation, cellular component: protein phosphatase type 1 complex. The coding region runs from base 1085 to 3406 and encodes 773 amino acids. Gene Ontology annotation, molecular function: glycogen binding; protein phosphatase 1 binding.